AUGUCGAUAAAGAUCUAUGUCAAGGGGUAUGACGGUACAGCGCUGCCGACAGGCUCCCUUUGUGAAGGGCACAUCGAGGUCCACUUCAAGAAGGCCGAGCAUAAAGAUACGAUCAAACAAGUUCUUGUCAACUUCUACGGCCGCUCCAAAGCCCGCAUCACCCGGGAAGAACGUAGGUCUAACGGCAGCAACGGGACUAGGACAGUCUACCACCACUAUGAUUCCAAAUGCCUACUUUUCAAUCAUCACUAUCCACUCGACAACCCGACAUUCUCUCCACCACUUUCCCGUCGUGGCGAGGAUGGCGGCAUUCUCAUCUUUCCGUAUUCGUUCCGCAUCCCCACACAUGCCGAGCCUCAGGACCCGUACAGCACAGAAUCGCGUGGCGCCCAGGUCCUGAACCCAAGUGGCCCGUUCCCUGGUACCCUUGGGUACGACCCACCAGGCUAUGAACAGCCACCACUUCCGCUCCCAGAUUCUUGCGAUAACUUCUACACUCGAAUAGACUCCAGAUUCCAAGCCGAGGCCUCGGUUCGCUACACUAUUCACGCUAUAUGCCCACAGCUCAAGGCUGGAGCCUCACGCUUGUGGAUGGGCGAGGUCGAUGAGAAGGCCGACAUCAACAUCAUCAACCCGGUCUCGCUCCCUGCCCAACUCAUACAGUGGAAACGUCUUGCCCACGAAGAUGCGAUCCGCACCCUCCGACUUCUCCCAUUCCACCAAACGAACCGGCUCAGCUUCCGUGAAAAUGUGCGCUCUGUCUUCAAGAAGGAUCGUCUCCCUUGGUGCAGCUUCCGCAUGACGAUGGCCGCACCGGACAUACUCUGGCUAGACCGUCCAUCGGACCAGCCGCUCCCCAUCAGCCUCAGUAUUGAGCGAAUCGGCUCUGGCGAAGGCUCGGCCUCCUCGCAUAGGGCCUCGAGCACCAGCGAUGCAGGUCCUCCUUCUCCACUCCCUGCAAAAGCAGGUGCCUCUCCACCCGACAACAAGAAUAGUCUAUCGCCAUACCCUUCUCACCAGUCCCCCUCCCCCUCCCCCGCCCUCGAAUUCCCCACCCCGCCCAUCUACCUCAAACGCCUUACCCUCAAUCUAAUCACCACCACCCUCCUCCGCGGCUCCGACCCCAAGCCUACCUCCUACGGCGGCCAGACCUACGAAGCCGUCGGUGCCUCCCCAAUCUGGGAGUGGCGCGCCGACAAAGCCAACCCUAUGAUCGAGCUGCACGCCAACGGCAUCGAUACGGCCACCGCCCCCUUCGAGCUCGGCCGCGAACUAGGCAUCACCUGGGCGGCGCUGCACCGCGCCGCCGCGGCCAAGUACUUCGGCGGCCUGCAGAGCGAGUUCGUGGUCCCGAACCUGCACCGCUCGUUUGGCAUCGAUUGGGAACUCCGGCUGGAGUGCGCGGGCGAGGAGUUCAGGUGGGAGAGUCCGGCCGAGUUUGGUGGUGGCUUCGGCUUGAGGGCCUUGAGGGGCGAUGGCACGCCUUCGGAUGUCGAUGGUGGGGGUCGUGGACCUCAGGUUCAGGCUUUGCCGCCUAUGCAAUUUCAGAGGGGACCGCUGGCGGGUCAGCUUGAUUCGCCGCCGCCGCCGCCGCCCGAAUACGAUCAUGCAGGUGUCGGUGGUCAGGUUCCGGAUGCACUUACUGGCAAGAUGGCGAAUCUGUAUGUGCAGGAUCCUGGGGAGGGACAACAUGGCGGCGGUGGUUCUUCUUCAAGUUUUGGGAACGCCAUCGGCGGCGGCGGCGGCGGUGAUGGUGGUGGUGGUGGUGGUGGUGGUGGUGGGGACGGUCAAUAUCAUGGCCGAGCGUCGAAUGACGGUAAUGCUUACGACAAUGGAUACGGACAGGCUUCCGGCGGCAGUGCCUGGGAGAAGGGCAAGUAUUGA
Messenger RNA from Cyphellophora europaea CBS 101466, 1884 nucleotides. RefSeq lists its product as uncharacterized. The coding region runs from base 1 to 1884 and encodes 627 amino acids. The record is from RefSeq and is a predicted model, not a curated record. The transcript has a single exon. Lineage: Eukaryota; Fungi; Ascomycota; Eurotiomycetes; Chaetothyriales; Cyphellophoraceae.